AUGUCUCUUCCUGUCUCGUCGUCUUUCAACCUUGGAUUCCGUGGUGCAUUUCAUUCCCCGUUGACCAUGAGAUCUUCUGGACUACGGCCGUUGCUUGGGCUGUUCUGCCUCUUCAUCGGAUGGGCCCUCGCAGAUCGCACCCUGAAAGACCUUAAAGCCAGUGAACUCCUAGAAAUGAUCCCUGCGGGCAAGCCGGGGUCGUGUGCGGACGAGCCUAUGGACCAGACUCUCCAGGACGCGGCCCUACUCGCUCAAAAUGCCUACGAUGCGAUCGACAAGCUUAUCUCUAAUACGAAGAUCGAGAACACCGAUGAAAACGUGAAUUUAUUAAACAUGGCUUACAUUUCAUUUGGAGUCAAAUACGGAAUAUACUGGGAUUGUGAUGAUCCAGACCUUGACCCUAAAAAGCCUAUGCCUUUAGUGAUUACUGGGGGGAUUAACAGUUUGCUUCAAGCUCAGGACAAUUUCGAGUUAGCGAGUGAUAGGCUGAAAAUGGAUAAGCAGCAAAUAAAAAUGGAAUGCGGUGACGAGGACCUGAGAAAAGUAACAACUCUAGGGGACCUAGGGCUUGAGCCAGAAGACGAAACGAUAAAGGCUUACCAGGAGAAAGAGGAUCCAAGCAAAAAGACCUCAGACGCCGAUGUGGUGGGAUACUAUCUGUCGGAAUAUUUCUCUCCGCAGGUCAAGCUAGGGGUUUACGAUAUGAAAACGGCUUUGCUGCUUGCAUAUGAUGUCCCGAAAGUAUACGCGAUGAGUGGCCCAUGCCAAAGCGUUGGUGGUCUUUUCUUCCGCGAGGCACAGAUGAUGAUGCUAUGCCGAUGGCAGUUUGAGCUGAAAAGUGUCGAGCAAGCAAUCAAGGACCAGGACAAAAUUAGGGAGAAGCCAGACAUGGAUAAGGCACUAGAUGGUGAGAAGACAACCGGUGCUACAUUUCUGCACGAGACAUUGCACUGGGUGAACCCCAAAAUCACUGAUGUAGUAUUCCGCGCCAAAGGAUAUGCGGGCGAAGUCACUGCAUAUAAGUCUCGUCGAAGCCGACUGCUGGCCUUUGACAAAAGUCGUGUAGAUGAUACAUUAGUCAACGCAGACAGCUACGUGAUGUUUGCUACGGGGGUCACUCUCAAGAAGACCAACUGGUACCCGAAUGGAUAUGAGGAGAAUGUUGGAUUGUGA
Molecule: messenger RNA, 1173 nt
Organism: Penicillium lagena
Lineage: Eukaryota; Fungi; Ascomycota; Eurotiomycetes; Eurotiales; Aspergillaceae
Exons: 3
Coding region: 1-1173 (390 amino acids)
Molecular function (GO): metallopeptidase activity
Source: RefSeq, a predicted model, not a curated record